Nerophis lumbriciformis (worm pipefish) is the source of this 357-nucleotide messenger RNA. The record is from RefSeq and is a predicted model, not a curated record. Lineage: Eukaryota; Metazoa; Chordata; Actinopteri; Syngnathiformes; Syngnathidae.
AUGGCGAGUCAGUCGCAGGGAAUCCAGCAGCUGCUGCAGGCAGAGAAGAGAGCCGCCGAGAAGGUGGCGGAAGCCCGCAAACGUAAAAAUCGGCGUCUGAAGCAAGCCAAAGAAGAAGCGCAAGCUGAGAUCGAACAAUAUCGACUGCAGAGGGACAAAGAGUUCAAGACCAAAGAGGCGGCGGCGCUGGGUUCCCACGGCAACAGCGCGGUUGAGGUGGACCGCGACACCGCCGAGCGCAUGGGUCGGAUCCAGGCCAGUUACCGCGGCAACCGGGACGUCGUGCUGGGCGACCUCCUGCGCCGCGUCUGCGACAUCCAGCCCGAGUUUCACGCCAACUAUCGCGUGGCCGGCUAG